Molecule: messenger RNA, 1148 nt
Organism: Raphanus sativus (radish)
Lineage: Eukaryota; Viridiplantae; Streptophyta; Magnoliopsida; Brassicales; Brassicaceae
Product: agamous-like MADS-box protein AGL97
Exons: 1
Coding region: 60-974 (304 amino acids)
Biological process (GO): positive regulation of transcription by RNA polymerase II
Molecular function (GO): protein dimerization activity; DNA-binding transcription factor activity, RNA polymerase II-specific; RNA polymerase II cis-regulatory region sequence-specific DNA binding
Source: RefSeq, a predicted model, not a curated record
CGCCUCUGUAAUUUCUAAAACUAGGGUUUCGUUUUUCUUUGCGAAGAAGAAGAAAAACAAUGGUGAAAAGAGGAGGGACGAAGAGGAAGGCUGUGCUAAAGAAGAUUGAGGAUAAGAACUCAAAGGCUGUAACUUUCAGUAAACGCAGAGAAGGUCUGUACAGCAAAGCCGCACAGCUCUGUGUUAUGGGCGAGGCUCAGAUCGCGAUCUUAGCGACUCCUUCUUCUUCCAACUCCAACGUCCCUUUCUUCUCCUUCGGUCACUCUUCCGUCGAUUCGCUGGUCUCUGCGUAUCUCUCCGGUCAAAGACCAGUUCGUGUCCCUGAAGAAAGCAAAAAGAUGAGGGAGGACAUAGGAAUAUGCAUGGCUCGGAAGGAGCUAGGGCUUAGUAAUUGGUGGGAGAAGAAAGAGCUUGCGAUGAGUAAGAGCCUUGAAGAAAUCAUGCAAGCUAUGGAGUCCAUGGAGAUACUGAUGAGGGAUGCAGAUCGGUUGCUUGAUGAGGACGCCUUUGGUUUUAGUCAAAGAGAAGGUGAGAAGAAGAAGAAGGACGACAGCAACGAUGUUGUUCUCCAACAACACCACGGAACUGGUAAAACCCUAAUCGAUGUUGAUGAUGAUGAUUUACUACCUCAAACCCUAAUCACUUCAGAGGAUGAUCAGAUCAUCUCUGUUUGUGACAGUUUCUUCAACUAUAACAACGACAAGAACGCUGCUGCUUUAUCAGCAACUCAUGCUGAGGAAAAUACUGAAGAGUGGAGCGAUAUGGACUUUGAGCAACUCCUCAGUGGUUUUGAAGAAGAAGAUGAUGAUGAUCAUCAUCAUCAGAUUGAGGCGGUUUCUGAAAACUCUUGCAGCAACAUGAACAACAAUGCUCAAAACCUGUUUGAUCUUGAUUUGGCUAAUGUUGAAUUGGAUACAAUUUUUGAAGGUUUGGCCACCCUUGAUGCUGAGCUUGUGGCUUCUCUACUCAUGUGAUGAUUUACUAGGUAGUAAGUACUGAUGUUUAGUUCGUAUGUAAUUUGAGAAGAGUCCUGUUUGAUCUUGCAUCAGUUUCCUUCUUUUUCUCAGAUAAGAGAAAACUGAUGCAACUCAAACAGGUUCAACUUCAGUAAUGAUAAAAAUUUGUAUUAUUCUCUAGUUCAAUAUUUG